This is a messenger RNA of Plasmodium knowlesi strain H, 5901 nucleotides long. Its product is annotated as conserved Plasmodium protein, unknown function. The coding region runs from base 1 to 5901 and encodes 1966 amino acids. The record is from RefSeq and is a predicted model, not a curated record. The transcript has 2 exons. Lineage: Eukaryota; Apicomplexa; Aconoidasida; Haemosporida; Plasmodiidae.
AUGGAGGACACCCUUCUGAAAUACAGAAUUGUAGAUUUCCGGGGCAACAAAAAUGCGCUUGACUUGUGGAAAAAAUAUGUAACUGAAGAGGUGCUACGGGAUCCCUCCUUGGGGAGGGGGAUGGGGAUGGGCAAGGAGCGCUCCAAAAGGGAAGCUAAGCGAGUCGACACUUGGUUAAACUUGUGUGGCCAAAGAGUGCACCACUGGAAAGAUCCUAAUUACUUUCCGGAGUGCCAAUCACAGGAGAUACCACCGGAUGAUGGUAGACAGUGCAGUCAAGGUGAAGAGGAGAAGAACGACAGGCUAAGGACAGAAAAGAACAAACGUCGCAACGACAGCCCAGAGGACUUGGUAUUAUCCCCACCUGAUCAGGGAAAAAAGAAAAAAAAAAAAAAAGAAGAAGAAAAAAAGAAAGCCCUAUUAUUACGUGAAAGGAUGAACUACCUUCAGGGGUUCGAAAAGCUACUGGAAAAACUGGAUCAAGACACGGAAGAAAAUUUUAACAAGUACCAAAAUGAUCAAGGAGGAGAAACACACGGACAAUGCAUAGUGACGUAUCAAAAUUAUGAAUGCCGAAAUGCAGACCUGACGUACAAGGAGGAAGUGGAUUUUGUGAGAUUUUUUUACUCCUCUGUAUGUUUAAUAAAAGAGAAUAAAGCUCUCAUACCUAGGGGGAAUUAUUUGUACGAGCUAAUACACCCACAAACGACUUCCUCCUUCCCAGUCCCAAAUAAAUUGAGCUACUAUUUUGUUAAAUUAUACAUAAAUAAUAAAUGGCGCUUAGUUUUUGUACACUUAGCUUUGCCAUACAAUGAGGAAAAUCAAAUUUUGUCCUGCCAGUCUGUAGAUGAGAAGGAGUUAUGGCCACAUAUCCUCAUGGAAGCUUUGCUAACAUGCUUUAAAAUUUUUCACCUACCCGAUUAUCAUUUUUACCUACUUGAAAUGUUAACGGGGCUUAAAUGUAUAAACAAGUCAUACGAUUUUAUCUCCUUCGGGGAGAACCUACGAGCGGAAAAAUGUUUCUUCAUCCCCUGCGCGGUUCUCUUCGGCAAGGAGAGUAUCAAUUUUUGUGAACAUGCUGAUGUACACACAUCACGCCCCUACAUACAUGAGGAGCAGUCCACUGACCAUUCGGAAGAAAAAACGAAACAAUUGAACACUGAAAACGGAGAGGAAGACACGAAAGCGAACAUGUGCGCUCUUUCAAGUGUCUGCUUCUCUUGUAGUGAACCAUUGAAGAACUCGCACCUGCAUCAGCAUCACCCCCCUGGACGCUUCAUCUUCCUCCUCUGCUCAGCUGAAAAAGAAUACAUAAAAAUAAAAUGCGAAAAAAUCAAGCCUCGUCAUUCAAUACCCUACUCACAUUACCAACAAUCUCUGCUUAAUGCAAAGAAGGAUAUUUUCCUCAAAGGAUAUGCUUACAUCAAUUAUAGGGGAAAUGUCCGCAUUAAAGACGCAGAAUUGGUUCCAGUAAAUAAUUUGAAUUUCCUGAAUGGUACUUCUAAUCGAGGAAAUGAAGGAGAUAAGAAGAGAGAUGAAAAUGUCAGCGCAUGUGAGACAAGGAAAGAACCCCAAACAUACAGUUGUGAUGAUGCCAAUUCUGAUACACAGGAUAUUACGGUGAAUGAGGAUAAUACCCAACAAGUGCUCCUGCUCAUUAGAAAAAUUUUAAGAGAUGAUAAGAAUAGGGCUAAGCGUGAAAAAACGGUCAAUGAAGAAUCGGAUGACAAGAUCCACCGAAUGGGUACCUCCAAGUCAAGCAAAAAGAACACCCACAAAGAUAUCGACAAAUGGAUAGACGAAGGCGAACUGGAAAGACUCACCCAAGCAAUCAACGUGAACUACACGUGCCAAUAUUUAAUAAAAACAAAUGAUAGCUUCUUAUCCAAAGGGGAAACGAUAUUUUUUCUCGUUAACAGAAACCACUUCCAAGUUUUGUCUACCAAUACAUAUUCUAAAAAUAAAACUCCUAAAAUUGAAGGGGCUCAAAAAAAAUCUAAUAAGAUUAAACUGAAGAGUAAAUACCGCAGUCGUGACGAUAUGGAAAGUGCUCCUAGCGUCACACAGGAAGAGACCUUCCCAUACCUUUUUCUGAUAUGUUCUGUCUGCAUCAAUCGGAGUGGAAACAAGUACAAUAUGUCACUCCUUCGGGACGAUUUUAAAAUGCAAAAUGAGCCAAAUGGAUCAAGUGGCAUAAAGGGGUAUACCAAUUCGAAUAGCACACUAGUAGGAGAAAAUGAGGAACCUCUUCUAUCUGACGGGCUGCACGAAUUUUGUUUUUCCUUUUUCUCCUGCAAAGCUCGAAGGAGGAAACGGUGCACAGGGGGAGACACCAUGGAGAGAAAAAGGAAUGAGGAAAAACGGCCUAACUCCAGCCACGCUGAUAAACGCCAAGGGGAAAUCCUCAAUCUGUUGACAUCAAAACUGGGUAGCGUCCCAGAAGGAGUAAUGACACGUGGAAGCAGUGCCUUUCGUUGUGAUAACUCCGGUCUGAACUCAGGAGAAAAACACCCGGUACUCUCCCCCAAGGACAUCCUGAACUACGAGUGCUUCGUCAGGAAAAUAGGCGAAGAAAGGGUAACCCGAAAUGAGGAUGCAAAGGGGGCAGAUAAAGUGGACAAGGAAAGCACCCCCACCUGCGCGGUACCCCCAAACUUUUUUCUAGACAACAGAGGAUAUGACGAAUGGAGGGACUAUCACUUUGAUGAAGAAAAUCGAAAAAGGAAUAUACACCUAAGGGGGAAUAUGGAACAUUUCUUCCUUGUGUAUGUGAAACGCAUGAGGAGGGGCGACUUCUCCAUUGAAUGGCUUGAAGGAAACGAAAAAAAAAAAAAAAAAGAGGUAUCCUCAAAACAGACAAAGAAAUCGGAUGACACACAAAAAGGAAACUAUUCGCUCCAUUCGGGAAGUGAAGAAAAACUGAUUAAUUGUUCUUUUAUGAGUGUAGAAGAAUAUCUUGAAAAAAAAUUAAAAAUGAAAAUGGCGUUUUUAAAAAAGAAACUGAAUAUAGGAAAGGAAUGUCCAAUGAAGGUACUUCUAAGAUAUAUAGUGACGAUCCCUCAAGUGAGGAACUUACCUGCACCCUUUUUUUAUCUAAUUCACAAAGCGAAUAAGUUAAAAAUUAUGUCGCAUUUAGACUUAUACAUUUGUAACGUAACAAGAUGGAAGGGAAUCUUUGAUGUAGAAAAUGCCAAGGGAAGAAAAAAAAAAAAAAAAAAAAAAUCGGAAAAAAAUGACAACAGUGCAGAGCAGGAAGAGGGAGAAGAUGACGACGAUGAGUAUGAAGAAGAUCAUCCCCACAAUGGAAUGAAAAAUAUUUUUUACAAAAUUUCCAUGGAAAAUAUUAUUCACAAAAUUUGCAUUCCUCCAUGUGAUAAUGAUGACGAUGAAGGUAAGGACGAAUGUACCUACCUCUUUCUCGUCGUGUCCAGAAAGGUGGAGAGGCUAAUCGAAAAGGACCUCAAUUUUGAGAUAACCAUUGCUUCUCCUUCUAGCGGGAAAGACACAUCUUGUGAAGAAUACACGAAGAGAAAAAAGGCAAACAUACAGGUAAAGGAAGUUUCGUCCAUCUGCAAAAGUUAUACCUUCAACCAUAACGGUAAACAUAUUGACUUUGCCGUAAAGAAUGAUUGUCCAGAGGAAAAUACCUCAGGAGAAAUUCAUCCAAAAAAUGAUAACCCCACAGAGGUAGAAAACUGUAGUGAAUCGUCUUUGCUUGAACAAAAACAAAACAAUCAAACACAAGUUGGGAUAGGCGACAACCUCCACCUCAACACCUAUAACUGUCAAAAGAAAAUAAAACGGUUUAAACUAAUAAAAAAAAUCACCAUCAAUAGUAGUAGCGACAGAACAUGGGGUUCCAUUUACGUGAACCUGAAGAAAUCGCAUUUAUUUAAAAAUAUUCUUGUCAAAAUAUUGAAAGUAAAGCGAAAGAAAAUCACCAAUGAGAAAUGUGCCAACUUGAAUUUUAUUACGAACAAUUGGGGAAGGGAAAUUAUACAAAAAAGGAGAAGGAAGAAAAGCGUUUUUUUUAAGCAUAUUGAAUUGUCCACUAGCGAUUUAUACCUCCUUCAGGUGGAGAUAAAUAUGCUUAGCGGCUCAUCCGAGAAACAGUCGAUCCAGGAAAGCCCAUUAAAUUGUCUUCCUCAAAGAGGAAAGAACAUAAGUCAAACACACUUAAAAAAUUAUCCAUAUGUUCAUGCAGAUCCUCUAAUAAAUGUUUUAUUAAACUUCUCUGAUGAUGUAUCCCUAGAGGAAGAUACCUCGAAUGAGGAUGUAGAAAAUGAGAUGAAAAAAUUCCUUGACCUUGGUAAAAUAAAUUUGGAGAAUCUAACAUUGGCUAGUCAGUCUAAACAUAUGGACAAUAUUUUCUCGCUAAAAAGUGAUUUGCUAUUUCGCUAUGGAGGAAAUUAUGAUGAAAUUUUUAGGCAUCUCUCAAAGGUGUGUAGCGGUGACAUCCAAGGGGGCAUCCCCAGGGCCUUAUCUGUGGGGGAGAACUGUCACCCAUGUGAUGGAAAAAGAAACAAAUGCACCAAGGGGGCUUACAGUUGGAUUAGUCCACUUACUGAUAACUAUUACGAUGAUCUCCUGUGCACGAAUAAUGCGGGAGAGACCACCCACCUGGAAUCAUCCAUGAGCAAAGAAUACUUUUUGCAAGCCCUCUCCUCUGUUUUGAAGUUAUCCAAAGAGACAUCAGCCUAUGUAGAGUCAAAUCUUCUUCAUCAAGGAAACGACAGGGUUGGAAGUGGCGACUUCGCACAGAUGCUUCGGGCUGUGGGGGGUGAAACGCUUUGCCUCACCUUUGGUCCGCCGGAAAACGGGGACCAAUUAUACAAGCAGGAUAAGUUUGAAAAGUUUGACAAGUUUGACAAGUACCCAUUCGCCAAGCUGAUGGAUACCCCCCCGAACACAGAUAGGAAAGAAAAAAAGCGCAAGGCUGAUGACCCCACGAGCAAAGAAUUCGAAGCCUCCUUCGAUAGGUUCCUUUCGCUUUCAACAGACGCAAAAAAAACCAUCGAUGAUAUGAAGGCCAACUACAACUUAAAAAACAAAGUAGACCUUUUUAAAAUAAAAAUGGAUGCAGAACUACAACUUCGGGAAAACACCUUCUACUCUCUUGGUGGUAAAACUGGAAGCUCCACCAGGACGAUUGUUAAGAAGAAAUGUGCCCUUACAAAUAUGAAAAAAAAUGUUAAAUGUAACCCCAAGGGGAGUGAAAAAGUAACACUUGAUCUCACCAACGGAAGAGGAAAUCCUCCAACAGAUGACUCCAUCACAAACUGUGACGAAGACCAAACGGAUCAUCAUCAUGAUAAGAGUAGAUUCUACGUUCAACACAAAAUAGAUCCCGCAAUUGAAAAUCUGCAGGAUCUCAUAAACGUCGUCAGAAGGGUAAAGGCCUCCUACAUCAAACUAAAUGACACAAAAAAUAUCAAACUGAAAAAUACUAAAAUGAUGAAUGAGAGAAAAACGUUCAUCGAAAAUAUAAAAAAUAGUGUAAAGACGAAACGCUUUAAAAACCACCCAACAGAAGAACUGAAAAAUAUUUAUCAAAAAGGAAUUGAACUAAAAUUACAUAUUUACAACUCCGAUCUGAUGAAGUACAUCAAGACGCACUACCUCCUGCUAGACAGAUUAAAUGAGAUGAAGGCCCUCCUCAACAUCUCUAAAUUUAAGAAAAUAAAAAUGACCACCAAUGAGAAGGAACCAUUCAACGUAGAAGAAGCAGUGACAGAUAAAAACCUGUUCAUGCAAAUAUUCAGCAAGUGCUCAGAUGUGAUUAAAAAUGAUAAAAGCCUUCAAUUGAGUGAUUCUUAUAAGAACCUAUUUAAAGAGGCUCAACAAAUUUUUAAUAAAAUGAUAGAAGAUACACAGAAGGAAGAGGACGAAGCUUCAUUGUGA